AUGGGGUCUCCUCUCGGUGUCCUCUUUGCCAAUUUUUACAUGGGGGCCGUCGAGGAAAAGGUUUUCGCGGAAAACCCGGACAUAAAACCAACAGUCUACGCAAGAUACAUCGAUGACAUCUUCAUCAACGCCAACACUGAAGAGGAAGUACUGCACCUGAUCGAGAAUUUCAAGAAACACUCCUGCCUCAACUACACACACGAAUUAGAAGAAGAAAACAAGCUCCCCUUCCUCGACGUCAUGGUGCACCGUUCAAGCUCCUGCUUCUCCACGUCAGUCUACGUUAAAUCUACGAAUCUCGGCUUCUGCCUAAACGGAAAAAGUGACUGCCCAGAAAAAUAUAGACACAGCGUCAUCAAUGCCUUUGUCAGGAGGGCUCUCACGCACUCAUCCUCAUGGAAUGCAGUCCACGCUGAAUUAAAAAGAAUCUCCCAGCUUCUCUGCAACAACGGCUAUCCGCAAAAGAAAUAG
Portunus trituberculatus (swimming crab) is the source of this 471-nucleotide messenger RNA. RefSeq lists its product as uncharacterized. The transcript has a single exon. NCBI's taxonomy places the organism in Eukaryota, Metazoa, Arthropoda, Malacostraca, Decapoda, Portunidae. The record is from RefSeq and is a predicted model, not a curated record. Bases 1 to 471 code for a protein of 156 amino acids.